This is a messenger RNA of Cutaneotrichosporon cavernicola, 1989 nucleotides long. RefSeq lists its product as uncharacterized. The coding region runs from base 1 to 1989 and encodes 662 amino acids. Gene Ontology annotation, biological process: proteasome-mediated ubiquitin-dependent protein catabolic process. The transcript has 6 exons. The record is from RefSeq and is a predicted model, not a curated record. Lineage: Eukaryota; Fungi; Basidiomycota; Tremellomycetes; Trichosporonales; Trichosporonaceae. Gene Ontology annotation, molecular function: protein binding. Gene Ontology annotation, cellular component: GID complex.
AUGGGCCCUCCCGUGUCGACCAACGGCACUAGCAAUGGUGUCUCCGGUGGCUCGUCAUCCCCUAUCGCCACUGACAGUGGUCCAUUCAACCUCUCUCCAUCCGUCCUCGAACAAGUACAGUUCUACGAGCCCAGUGGCAAUCUAGCCUACCCAGAUGACAAGGAUUGUGACGCGUCGCGAGCUCGAGCCAUUCAACGCAAGCAGACUUUCGGGCGCCGCAUGCCAAUCGACCGCGAGGAGCUUGUCCGACUCAUGCUCCAGGGCCUCCAUGACAUGGGAUACCAGGAGUCUGGCUACACGCUUGCUUCACGUGCAGCACGGGACUUCGAGAGUGCGAUCUUGGGAGGGCGGUGGGCGGAAGCCACCGCCCUUCUUUCGGCGGUAGGCAUCUCGCCGGUAGAAGACGUCGCAACCAGCACCCCUGAGGCUGGUUCGUCGCGCAACAGCAUUGCUUCGGGCAAGACGAAGGCCACUACCCACGAACACCCUACGGAUCGUGCCAAGUUCUUCAUCGCACGGCAGAAGUACCUCGAGUUCCUCGAGGCCGGGCACCAGAAGAAGGCACUCGGCGUGUUGAGAAAUGAGCUCGCAGCAAGCGCUGCCGACUCCGAGUCUCUUCAUGAUCUCUCUGGGUACAUGAUGUGUUCAGUCAAUGACGACCUCUAUGAACGCGCCAAGUGGGACGGCGCUGCCGGCAUCUCACGUCGGCAGCUCCUUGAGCGCCUGCAGGAGGACAUCUCGCCCAAGAUCAUGGUCCCGCAGCGGCGCUUAGCCACCCUGCUCGACCAGGCGCGGCAACACCAGCAGCUUACAUGCCUCUUCCAUGACGACAACGAGCCCAUUUCGCUCUACAACGACCACGUAUGUGUUAGUGGGACAUUCCCAUCCGUCACUACGCACGUCCUCAUGGACCACAAGGACGAGGUGUGGAGGAUCGAGUGGAGCCCAGAUGGGAAUCUGCUGGCGUCGGCGAGCAAGGACAAGACGGUUGUCAUCUGGCAGCUGAAGCCUCCAUCGGCGGGCAACGGUCAGCAGUACUCUAUCAGCUUCCUGCACCAUCUCACGGGUCACCGCGGGGCUGUGGACGCGAUGGCUUGGUCGCCUGACAGUGAGACCCUUGUGACUGCCUCGGACAAGCAGAUCUAUGUCUGGGACAUCAAGGAGGGCCAGAGGUCGGACGUAACCAUCGAGAACUCUCCUCACAAGGAUGAGAUUAGCGCGGUACAAUGGCUCCCCGACGGAUCCCAGUUCGUCGUCUGCUCACUGGAUCCUAGGGUCGUGUUCUACGACCUCUCGGGAAGUAUUACCCGCAACUGGAGCUUGGGACACAUGCAAUUACGCGACAUUGUCAUCACGCCGGACUGCUCUCGUAUCGUGGCAGCCACCACUUGGCUUCGCCGCGUGCCCGUGCAGAACCAGUUGACGCAGUCGAGCUCGCAACGGCCCGAAGUGGACGUUACGCAUUCGAGGCGAAACGACGACACGUUCGAGUACGGUAACAUGGAUCGUGGCGUUGUGGUCAUCCGGAUUGAGGACCACGAGGUUGUCGACUUCACAUCGGACACGAAGCAGGUCGACGUGACCAGCGUCAAGCUGUCGCAUGACGGGAAGAGCGUGCUGAUCAGCUGCAUGCCCGAUGAGCUGCAACUGUAUUCUCUCGAGGGCAGACUGCAACUCACGCGCAAGUUUAUUGGGCACGUCCACGCGAGGUACCAAAUCAAGAGCUGCUUUGGUGCUCCCAAGGACCGUUUUGUGCUCAGUGGGAGCGAGGACGGCCACGUGUACGUUUGGCAGAACAAUAACACGACGCCAAUCGAAGUUCUCUCUGGGCACACCGGGUCGGUCAAUGCCGUGGCGUGGAACCCGGUCCUUAGCCGCAAGCUCUUCGCGUCUUGCAGUGACGACCGCACCAUCCGCAUCUGGCAGCCACCGCUCCCCGAGGGUGAGGCGCAGGCUCCAACCGACGGUGACGAGGGUAUGGAGUUGUAG